ACACACCCAGCCACCGCUGGAGGAGCCUCUCUCUGCAGCGCGUCGGUGGGACGGUGAGGAGUUCAUCUGUCUACCCGGAGCGGCGCGCGCAGGACGCACGCGGGGGUCUGUCUUUUGCGGGUGUCUUCUCCCUUUCAGCGCGAACUUUUUGGGCUUUUCCCGGUUGUGUAUCUGUUGCGGGUUGGAAGCAGGAACUUGCGUGGAUUGUGUCUGCGUUGAAAACUUUCCCCUAAUGGUGGUGCGGGAUGGAGUCACGCUGUGGUUUCUGUGCGGGAACAGCCGCUGCGCUGCAGCUGCUGCUGCUGCUGCUGCUGCUUGGAGGAGCGGCGGGGCUGUACUUCCCUCAGAAGGAAUACAUUGAGACGGUUUACGUGGGCCAGCCAGCGGGAACGCCGGUCCUGCAGGUGCACGCCAUGCAGGACAGCGCCGCCGAGCGGCCGCAUUUCUCCUUGUGCUGGGCCCGACGUCCAUACUAUGCCUCCUGGUUCCACAUGGACGUCACUACUGGGGUGCUGUACUUGAACAGAACUCUGGAGCCAGCGGACUUCAGCUCACAAUAUCCCACUUCAUGGCCAGUGAAGCGCUUGUCCGUCCAAGCUGUGGUCUCCAACAGCUUCAUCAAGGGCUCCCAGUGCGCAGCCAAAAGGAAAGCCCUCAUCACCCUGGACUUUGUCAACGCCACCAUGCCCGUGUGUGCUGAGACGGACCUGAAGGAGCUCUGCUUCCCGCACACCUACAACCCCCACAUCGUGGAGAACCGCUUCCCCGGAGCUUUCCGCCAGUUCCGCCGGCUCACGCGGCUCGGCGUGUGCCCAAACCUCACCGUCUCCUACAGCGUGGAAUCAGACUCUCCAGCGCCGUUUGCUGUCAGCGAGAACUCCACGGAGCUGGUGGUGACCGCCCCGCUGGACCGGGAGGAGAGCGAGCUCUACAGACUCGUGAUGGUCUGCACGGUCCGGACGGAAACCCUCAUCACCAGGCUGGAGACUCCGCUGGAUGUUUUUGUGGACGAUGAGGACGACAACGCGCCAUACCUGAACGGAACCGAAACGGCAGAUGUGGUCAUCAGCUUCAACCGUACAAAGGGAGGAACUUUUGGGUCUUUACGGGUCUUUGACAGGGAUUUAACCACCAUCUUUCCCAAAGACAAGAGUCACAAUCGAUAUGUGGAGACUCUGCUGAGCAGCGACCCCUGGAUAAAGGAAACGUUUGACAUAAAAAGCUCCUUCAGUGAAAGAAAAACCACUCCUGCAGGCAUCCGAGAGUCCGUCCACGAGUACUAUCUGGUCCUGAAGAGGAACCUGCAUGUUUCAGAGAACCGCAGCGUCUAUAUCGACUACUUUGUCAAUGACACCACCUAUCCGGGUCUGGAGGGAGCAGUUCUGCUGCACUUCAACGUCACCAUCUUACCGGUCCAAAUCAACUUCGCCAACACCACUCAGGAGUUCACGGUGUCACGCAGAGCGUCUGUUUACGCGCAGGUCGGCAGGAUCUGUGUGGAAAAUUGCCUGGAGUUCGGCGGCUUCAGAGUCACGUACUGGCUGGAGGUCCUGGAUAAGAACGCAUCUGCAUCCUCGCUGUCCUGCCACGCCGCCAUCAGCAUCACGCAGGCCCCGGACGGGAUGUGGGGGCUGCUGUACGUGAACGACUCUGAGCCUCUGCACAGGCCAGAGUGUCAGGACCUACGCUACGCUGUAGUGGCUCAGGAGGAAUUUAAGGAGCUGGAGACCAGCACCCAGAUCCAAGUCCUGCUGGACGGAGAAGCGGAACAGGAGAUUCAGGACAACCAGCAGCUCCUGUCCUGCGCUGAAAAGAGACAGCGCAGGGACUGCGAGGCUUUCCGCGGCCUGGGAGCAACAACGGGGAGGUGCCUGUGGAGGCCAGGCGCCGGGAAAGGGAUAUCUGACCACUAUUCCACCUGUUCUCCGGACCUGCGGACCUGUCCGGACGGCUUCUGUGAUGCAGUGGAGAGCAAAGACGUGUCCAUCUGCCCCCAGGACUGCACCACCAAACCUGUGACCGGAGGCCACGAGCGAGGCUUGAGCGGAAACGGCGUCCGGGCCGGCCAUGGAACCUGCUACUGCUACACCGAUAAAUGCUUCUGCGAGAAGGAAGACGUGGAGGACGUGAUCUGUGAUGACAUGUGUAAGACCAUCGUCGCCACCGCUCUGCUCCUGUCCUUCAUCGUGUCCAUCCUCCUGUCGUCGUACUUCCUCCACCGCUACCACAAGAACUCGCCCAAACCCCCCAUAGCGUCCGCAGAGAUGACUUUCCGCCGCACGCCUCAGUCUUAUCCCAUCAGCUUCCCCGCUAACAACAUUCGCAGAGGCUCUCAGGAGUCCAUCGAGACCGACACUUUCAAAAUACCCGAGGAUCCAAAGUGGGAGUUUCCCCGUAAAAACUUGGUGCUUGGCAAGACUUUAGGGGAAGGGGAGUUUGGGAAAGUUGUCAAGGCGACAGCCUUUAGGCUGAAAGGGAAGGCCGGCUACACCACUGUGGCUGUGAAAAUGCUUAAAGAGAACGCUUCUCACAGUGAGCUGCGUGACCUUCUGUCAGAAUUCACUCUGCUGAAGCAGGUCAACCACCCACACGUCAUCAAGAUGUACGGCGCCUGCAGCCAAGACGGUCCGUUGUAUCUCAUCGUCGAGUACGCCAAGUACGGAUCUCUUCGGAACUUCCUGCGUGAAAGCAGGAAAGUUGGCCCGAGCUUCAUGGGCAGAGAUGCGAACCGAAACUCCAGCUACCUGGAGAACCCGGACGACAGGGCCCUGACCAUGGGAGACCUGAUCUCCUUUGCAUGGCAGAUUUCCAGAGGGAUGCAGUAUCUGGCAGAAAUGAAGCUGGUGCACAGAGACCUCGCAGCACGAAACGUCCUGGUGGCUGAAGGCCGGAAGAUGAAGAUCUCAGACUUUGGCCUGUCCAGAGACGUUUAUGAGGAGGACUCGUACGUCAAGAGGAGCAAGGGCCGCAUUCCCGUGAAGUGGAUGGCCAUAGAGUCCUUGUUUGAUCACAUCUACACGACUCAAAGUGACGUCUGGUCCUUCGGUGUGCUGCUGUGGGAAAUAGUGACACUCGGUGGGAAUCCGUACCCGGGUAUCGCCCCUGAACGCCUCUUUAACCUCCUGAAGACCGGCUACAGGAUGGAGAGGCCGGAGAACUGCUCCGAGGAAAUGUACAGCCUGAUGCUGCGAUGCUGGAAACAAGAAUCAGACAAGAGGCCGACGUUCUCAGACAUCAGCAAGGAACUGGAAAAGAUGAUGGUGAAGAGUCGGGAUUACCUGGACCUGGCGGCGUCCACUCCCGCUGACGCCCUGCUGUACGACGACGCUCUCUCUGAAGAGGACACCCCACUAGUGGACUGUAAUAACGCCCCCCUCCCUCGAACCCUCCCCUCCACAUGGAUUGAAAACAAGCUCUAUGGCAUGUCAUACCCCAACUGGCCUGAGAAGAGCCUGGUACCGCUCAGCAGACAUGAUGCCACUAACCCAGUCUUUACAAGAUAUGCCAAUGAUAGUGUUUAUGCAAACUGGAUGGCUUUGCCCUCACCCCCAAAAGCUGUGGACACGCUUGAUAGCUAAAGACAGCCCUGUAGAAAGAUGACUAGAUAUUCUGUACGGCUGUACAUAAAAACAAUCCGAUGGUAAAGUUGGUUCCCUUUUAUUUCUGCUGCACGGGUAUUCAGCUUUACAAAACCAAGUCUGUUCGCUGCACAAGCGCCAGGGUCAAACAGACCCGUGUGUUAUGGAGCUCUCCACUGUGUUAGUCGUGACCUCACAGGUCACGUUGGCCAAACUGUAUCACUGCAUGACGAUUGUCCCAGUUUUUCGUCGGUGUUGUUGUCCUUUAAGUGCCUGUGAUGCUUCUACAAAAACCUCCUGCUGUCAGAGUGCAGCACGAAGACCAGUUCCAGUCCAGGACUGAACGGGGACACUGCACCAUCACAGGCGGUAGACAGCUGCGACUGAGUCGGGACUGCUUCUGAACGUGGAAAGGUUCUACUGUAGGGGUUCCUGGAAAUGUCCACAAUGUUUCUCCAACAAGAUGUUUCCAAGCUGCCAAACAAAAGAAGCUCCAACAUGUUUUAGGAACUAUCUUCUUAGUUUUGCUCUGGUAUUUAUGUGUAUGUUUGCUGUUGUUUUUUUUACAUUCAAACUUUAAUCUAAUAAAGCUGCUCUGUUUAAAGGAUGUGAGACCGUGAGUUUGAUGUUUUCAGCUCCUUUGUCCAAGUUUCCAAUCACUGUCAUGCUUGUGUAAGCCAAACUCUGUCACUGCUGUUCUGUUUUUUGAUUGUGUUUCACUUAUUAAUAAACAUUCAGAUUUGAACCUUGUC
This is a messenger RNA of Oryzias latipes (Japanese medaka), 4330 nucleotides long. It is a transcript of the gene ret, whose product is annotated as ret proto-oncogene receptor tyrosine kinase. The record is from RefSeq and is a predicted model, not a curated record. Gene Ontology annotation, molecular function: ATP binding; calcium ion binding; transmembrane receptor protein tyrosine kinase activity. Gene Ontology annotation, biological process: positive regulation of kinase activity; protein phosphorylation; multicellular organism development. Gene Ontology annotation, cellular component: plasma membrane; signaling receptor complex. Lineage: Eukaryota; Metazoa; Chordata; Actinopteri; Beloniformes; Adrianichthyidae.